UUGAUGGAUUCUCAAUCAUCACCUGUCGCACUUUUAGACCUUCCGUUAGUAACGAGUUGCCGUGCGAGCUUGACGCUUAGAAGUCACUCCUAUAAUAAUAUACGUAUAAAAAAAGACACGCCGUAAGUCGAUCGUACAUACACACCAACAGACAGCUUACGAGCACUCCAUACAGAAGACGGCCGUCAAUGCGCAUUAGGAUAGCGCAAAACCGCAUAGCACAGUCGCACCAAAGCAUAAAAGACAAAAUGGACUCAGGCUAUGUAGCUGUCGGUACUAGUAGUGAUCCGAACUUAUCGCCAGACCCGCCCCGGUCACGAAAAUCAAGGACGGACUCUAUGUGUGCAGAGGAUGGCGUUGUCAAAUUCGAAGCCACGUAUCUCGGAACAGGAUUGGUUCCAAAGAACAGCAUAAAUACCCGAGUCGUCUUCCGAAAAGUGGACGCGGUACUAGACAGCCGGAAAGAACCGUCAGACAUAGUGCUCGCAAUCGCCGAUAUACAGCUCUCUAUGCUUUGCGAGGCCAGGGAUAUAAUAAUGCCAUGUAGGCGAAUUAAGGGGUGUCUCACGCAGAGACACAAAGGGGCGUUACUCCUGUGUAUGCUUGAGGAAGUGCGACAAGGGCAGUUUUUCUGUCACGUUAUAGAGUUUAGGGAUCCGCGAGAGGGCCAGAGAGCACAUGCUCUGGUGUCGGAUCGCAUUGCGGGCAACAAGCUCUUAUUAUGAUGAAAUUUUGAUAAGGAGUCUCUCCAGGAAUGUCCCCCGUGGCAACUGCCGGUGAUUUAGCCGGGUAUCGACUAGCAGUACCCGCCCGAAGCACUUGUCAAACGAAUAAAUAAAUUGAAUAAUUAUG
Messenger RNA from Sphaeroforma arctica JP610, 852 nucleotides. RefSeq lists its product as hypothetical. The transcript is spliced from 3 exons. Lineage: Eukaryota; Ichthyosporea; Ichthyophonida. The record is from RefSeq and is a predicted model, not a curated record. Bases 189 to 725 code for a protein of 178 amino acids.